AUGUGCACUCUGAAGAUAAUAAAACAACAACACUACAAAUCGUCGUACACACAACAAGAACUACCCACCACAAUUUCAGGAGCCGAAGCCGCGAUUCCCAUCGCCUGGGAGGUGAUGAAAUUGACCAAAGCUCUGGUAGACAUCGGACUCUCUGCUAGCGACUUGAAUCAGGAUGCCCAGGCGUGCGCAAGACUGGUUGAGCAAACCAAGCAUGACCUUCAAUAUGCCAAGAAGCUGAGAACAUCUCUUUUCACUUUGACUUCCAAGCACGAUGUCACUCUAGCCUGGAUCAACGGCACAAUCGACAGAACGGAAGUGACCCUCAAGGAAUACUCCAAGAACGUGCCCAAGGAAGACAUGGAAAAGGCAACUCUGCGCGCCCUCGCACAAAAGCUGCAAGAUCAGAAAAAAUGGGAGGAGUGGGGUAAGACUCUUGGAGCAAGCCAUUCAUGUCUCGUCGCCGCGAUCAAUGUCAUGCAUCAAAUUCAGCCGAGAAACGCGGCUGAGGUGGCCAAGGAGAAGAAAGAUCCGAUACGGGCUUGCAGCAUGCCUCCCAGAAGCUUGGAGCCCAAAGCAAAGGAGCUCCCGUGA
Messenger RNA from Fusarium verticillioides 7600, 591 nucleotides. RefSeq lists its product as hypothetical. The record is from RefSeq and is a predicted model, not a curated record. NCBI's taxonomy places the organism in Eukaryota, Fungi, Ascomycota, Sordariomycetes, Hypocreales, Nectriaceae. The transcript is spliced from 2 exons. The coding region runs from base 1 to 591 and encodes 196 amino acids.